UGUUCUGCAUAGCAUGCAUUGCUUGAGUUGUUGAGCUGUACCGUUGUUCUGUUGUUCUGUCUAUAUAAAGACAGAGUACUCUCUUUCAGGUUUAAGCAAAAGUAGCCAUUAAACCUCGUAACUUCCAAGACAAUCUUUUUAUCGAAAAAUUUGGUGGGAUUUGAUACAGAUAGAUCAUUGAUGGGGUUUGGAAGCGUGGAACCAUCGUCUGUAAUGUACGAUUUCCUGGAAAAAUCCAGUGGUUGCGCCGUUAUUGAUGGUGGUCUUGCAACGGAGCUCGAACGACAGGGGGCUGACCUCAAUGAUCCUCUCUGGAGCGCCAAAUGCCUCUUAAGUUCCCCUGAACUCAUUCGAAGGGUGCAUCUGGAUUACCUUGAAGCUGGUGCCGAUAUUCUAAUCACAGCCUCUUACCAGGCUACCAUUCAGGGCUUUGAGACUAAAGGCUUGACAAGAGAAGCAAGUGAAGCUUUGCUGCAGAGGAGUGUCAAAAUUGCGCUGGAUGCACGCAAUAUCUAUUAUGAGAGAUGCAAAGAUUGUACAACUGAUGAUACUGGAAAUGGAAAGUUUUUCAAAACACGCCCAAUCUUAGUUGCAGCAUCUGUAGGAAGCUAUGGUGCUUAUUUAGCUGAUGGAUCUGAGUACAGUGGGCAAUAUGGAGAUGCAGUUAACGUGGAAACUCUGAAAGAUUUUCACAGGAGAAGAGUUCAGGUUUUGGCUGGUUCAGGUGCUGACCUGAUUGCAUUUGAAACUACUCCAAAUAAGCUAGAAGCUCAGGCUUAUGCUCAGCUUCUUGAGGAAGAAGAUAUUAACAUUCCAGCAUGGUUUUCUUUUAACUCCAAAGAUGGUGUCAAUGUGGUUAGUGGAGAUUCUUGGCCUGAGUGUGUCGCAAUUGCUGAUUCAUGUGAGAAGGUUGUUGCUGUAGGAAUCAACUGUACCCCUCCUAGAUUUAUUCACGGACUCAUUGUGUCUGCUAAGAAGGUAACAACUAAACCAAUACUUAUUUAUCCAAACAGUGGUGAGACAUAUGAUGCUGACCGUAAGGAGUGGGUGGAGUCUACCAGAGUUUCAGACCAAGAUUUUGUCUCUUACGUUAGUAAGUGGCAUGAGAUUGGAGCUUCCCUCAUUGGAGGCUGCUGCCGGACAACUCCAAAUACUAUCAGAGGCAUAACUAGAGCUCUCAGGGAGGAAUCUGCAUUUAAAGCUUGAUCUUACCAGAUGUGAGCAAAUUGGCAGGAAGGAAUUCACAGAGAGAAAUGUAAAUGCCAACCUAAUGUGAAGGAGGGUAAUCAGUCAUGUUCCCAUCAGUUAUGGGAUUCCUAACUCCUCGAUGGCUCAUAGAGAUUUCUAAUGCUCUGUUAAUUAUCCUUGUAAUUAUCUUACGGGAAAAGGUUCUCUGAGCCUAAGAUGUAUGCUAUGCCGUCUCACAUGUUAAAGAAAAAAAUAAUGAGAGGGUGUAGAGUACCCUGUUUGUUCAGAGAACCCUCUCCCCUUAUUUUGUUUUAUCAUAUCUUAGUUAUAGGCAACAGUUUGGGUAUUUAUGGGCAUCAAUAGGUUCAAGCCAUUGUUGCAUUGUUGCGUUUCAGUGGCUGUAUGUAAUAAAAUAGAUGGUUCAGGCUUUUGAGUUGAAGUGGAAUUUUCUUCACUUUUGAAAA
Macadamia integrifolia is the source of this 1652-nucleotide messenger RNA. Its product is annotated as homocysteine S-methyltransferase 2-like. Gene Ontology annotation, biological process: S-methylmethionine cycle. Gene Ontology annotation, molecular function: S-adenosylmethionine-homocysteine S-methyltransferase activity; zinc ion binding. The transcript is spliced from 7 exons. Bases 181 to 1206 code for a protein of 341 amino acids. Lineage: Eukaryota; Viridiplantae; Streptophyta; Magnoliopsida; Proteales; Proteaceae. The record is from RefSeq and is a predicted model, not a curated record.